Molecule: messenger RNA, 4430 nt
Organism: Podarcis lilfordi (Lilford's wall lizard)
Lineage: Eukaryota; Metazoa; Chordata; Lepidosauria; Squamata; Lacertidae
Source: the annotation of a GenBank genome assembly
AUGUUGGGCCUCCACAUCUUCCUCCUCUUGGGGUCCUUUGUGGGAGGGGGGGACCCAAGUCCCCUUGCAAUGUUUCUGCCCCCCACCCUCCCAGCCAUCCGGGGGGGGGGAUCCCUACUGCAGCCCUGGGUGCGUGAGUGCCGGCUGUGGGUGUGACACUCUGCACAUGUUCAGAGGGCUUCAGGAUGCACCGCGUGGCUCUAACGCUCCCUUCUCUCUCUUUCCCUCCCCCAUUGCCAAAUCUGCCGCCUGGCCCUUCUCCUCCCGCUCUGCUCAGGGGGUAAGUCUAGACCCAAGUGGGUCAGGUCGCCUUGGCGUAGCUCUGGGGGGUCCCCUCCUGCCUCAGGCUGUCUGUCCUCCUGAUGGGCACUGUCUCUGAGACCCAGUGCCCUGCCUGGCACACUGCCGCUCUUUCUGUUUGGGGUGCUCUCUGCUUGUGACCCCCCCCACCCCACAGCCUCCCACCGUCUGUGUUUGGGGGGGGGAGAUUCUCCCUGGGAACUGGGGUCUCUCCUGGGUGGGGAUUUUAAUGACUCUGCUUCUCUUCUACGGUUGCUGCUGCUGCUGCUGCUGCUGCUGCCUGACCUGACACAGUUCGUAAGUAUUUGGUCCCAACUACUAAUUUCCUCCCCUUACCCCUAAAUGCCCCCUUCUCCUCCCCAGAAUCCUUCAUCUCACUUUGCAGAGUUAAACUAUGGAACUCCCUCCCACUGGAUUAAGUGUAGGCCGCCCACCGAUAUGGCACAAAGUGACAUGCAUUCAUCAUUUUAUUUGCAUGCCACCUUUCCAUAGUUAGAACCGUGCUCAAGACGGCUUACGGGGGGUGGGGACGGGGGACAGAAAUACAAACAUGGCAGAAGUAGUCAUGAACAAAAAAUAAAAAGUGCACAACCAAAUUAAACAAUCUUCACAUAAAUCGUAACAUCUAAAAUAAAGAUACAAAACAGCAACUGUCCCCCAGGAGAAAAACCCCAAGCCCAGCCCAGCCCAGCUUUUGCAGUUGGAGUCAGUCCAGACCCCUGAAAAGGCCUGCAAGGCAGGGAGCUGCUCUUCCGGGUCUCCCAGCCAAAAUUCACAGAGGACCAGAGGGUUUUCAAUGGCUCCGAGUGAGGAGGGCUCUGCAGGAGAGGGCACUGCUUGUGGGGUCCCCUGACGGGACCCUGUGUUGCGUUCCAAAGGCAAAGGAAGAAUUGGACCCUGUUUAAUAAAAUACACACGAGGCUUGGCCAGCAAGACUCUGGGAGGAAGUGCCAAUAGCCACUCCUUCGUCCAAACCAUUUUAUUAACUCUUAAAAGAACUCUUACACAGCGUUUGUAAGAACCAAUCAGAUUUCCUCUGAGCAUUUCAAAAAAUUACCACAUGGGACAAAGUCAGAUCAGAGAAAUCCUUUUAACUACAAAGAACUAAAUUGAGCAUGCAUACAUAAAACAGGAAUCAAGGAGGAAUGCAUUUAGCAAACCCCAGAGGUCAUAAACAGGCAGUAAACAGGAAAGGAAGGACGGCAAGGGAAGAUAGUAUUUACCAUCUCCUUGUGAACUCUCUUCCUGGCCCUUAAGAUCUACCUAAAGAUUAACAAAAUCUACAUCAAAAUUACCUCCUAUCUUUAUGACCCAAGAUGCCUGGUGAAGCAACCGGUCUGUGUUUUAGAAUGCUUAUACGUGCCUGUCAGGCAGAGAGAAAAUGGGCAGCAGAGAAAAUGGGCAGAGAUGGUGAGGCUUGUGGGAUUUGAUCAGAAAUUAUUGUCAAUGACUCGAGCCCAGUCAACGCAAUGCUUUCAUCGCGGACACAAUGGCUUGCUGCAUUUUUAUAAUUCCUCAUAGCAAUCCCACGUGACCCCCACACCCCUGGUUGGCUCCUGUGAGAAGAGGGUCCCUGGGCCUGAUCCGGAGGCUUUUCUGAUGCGUGUGAAGCAAGCCUCCGCCUUUCCUGCUCCUGGGAGGUUCAGGGGUGGGCAGAAGGGGGCUCCCUCUUUCUUGCUGGGUGGGGGGAGGAAGAGAGGAAGGCUCCCCCCCCCCGGUGACCCCCCUGCGCUCUCCCCCCAGACAGCCCUCCACUGGGCAGUAAAGCACGGCAAGGAGGAGCUGGUGACCCUCCUCCUGGGGGCCGGGGCCGACGUCAACAUGCGAGCGGUGAGUCCCUUGCAGGGCUGGGAGAAGGGGGCUUGCCCCCCCCCGAAUCCUGGGGAGAGAGGAGGUGUUGGGGGUGACCCUAAAUGCCCCUUUUUUCUCCUCCCAUGCUGACCCCUCUGCAUGAAGCAUGUGAGUAGACCCUGUGAGUAGAUAAGGGCACCACCGCAGGUGGUUUUUUGGGGGGAGGGGGACGUCUUGCACCAUCCAGGGCAAGAAUUGCAGCUUCAGAGUGGAGCUGCUUCCCUUAACAUGGGGGCCCAAGUGGGAGCAGGGUGGGGGGCACCACAGUUGCACAACCCCAGCCAAAUGGGCAGGGUAUAAUAUUAUUAUUAUCAUUAUUUAUUUUAUUUAUCUAUCUAUCUAUCCAUCCUUCCUUCUCCUCCACCCCCAACCCCCCCCUCCUGCCCCUUUUCUCCUGGAACAGACACAGGGGGUGAGUAUUCAAAUGCGCUGGACCUGUGGGUGCAUCGCUUUGGGGGUGGGCAAGGCAACCGAGAGCAGAGCCUGCUGGAGGGUUGCUGGGGACCCCAGGGGUGGGAGGGUUUGGGUGGUGGGUGGGGCGCCCCCCACUCCCCAUAAAGUAGCAGAUCUCCAUGCUGUGUGCAGGCAUCUUGGUGCCAGAGGGCGAGGGGGCACUGGGCAAAGAGCGUUUUGGUGGGGGGGUGGGGGGGGUCUGGUAGUUUCAGAGUCAGAUGCUUCAGGGCCUGUUCUUCCUCCUUCCGCCCCCCAACCAGGGCUACACCCCCCUGCACAUUGCCGCCCUACAUGGCCACCGGCGGCUGAUGGAGUUGCUCAUCUGGACCCACGGUGAGGAAGACAUGCCCCCCCCAUCAUCCAUGCCCCUCGCUCCCUGCCAAAGGGGUCAGCCCUCCUUAGGGGCGGCUUCUUCCUCCCCGAUGGCACCUCAGCUCCCUGUCGCCCCACAGGUGCCAACCAGGACAUCCGGGAUUACAGCGGCCGCCUGGCCAAGCACUACCUCUGCGUGGAGACCCCGGAGGGAGCCCCCACCCCACCCCGUAAGAACAGCGCCCCCCCUCUUGCCUUUGCAUGCGCCUCCACAGGGAGGGCGGCCUGGGAGGGCAGGUUCAGGACGGGCCAAAGGAAGUCCUUCGCCGUGGAGCGCCAGGUUAGACUGCGGAACUCCCUGCCACAGGAAGCAGGGAUGGCUUUGAAAGAGGAUGGGGCCAAUUCACAGAGGAGGAGCAGGCAGUGAUGCUCCUGCUUCCCAGCUGCCGGAAACUACAGGAGGGGAGAGUGUGGCUCUUCGAAUCCUGAUUGUUGCCUUCCCGUUGGGAGCAUCUGACAGCCAGACUCUGUGAAUAUUCUUAAUAAUAAUAAUAAUAAUAAUUUUUUAUUUAUACCCCAUCCUUCCUGGUUCAAAAACCAGGCUCAGGGCGGCUAACAACAAAUUUAAAACACUUAAUUAUAAAAGCAGCAUAAAAUACAGUAUAAAAAAAUGAAUAACAAUAAAAUUCAAAAAUCAAUUAGAUAAUCCACAGGGCUAGCUGGCUGAAUUGGUCCUAUUUGGGCCAGCGAGGAGACCAGGGGAGAAUUAGCUGUGGGGUCUCAAAAAAGGGGAGGGGAAGGGAAGAGAAGGGAAAUAAAAGAUCAGGCUAAGUUCAAAUUGAAAGCCAGGUGAAAUAGCUCUGUCUUACAGGCCCUGUGGAAGGAGGUUAAAUCCUGAAGGGCCCUGGUCUCCUGGGACAGAGCAUUCCACCAGGUCGGAGCCACCACUGAGAAGGCCCUGGCCCUGAUGGAGGAUAGUCUGACUUCUUUAGGGCCCGGGACCUCUAAACUAGGAUUAUUCAUGGACCUUAAGGUCCUCCGUGGGGCAGACCAGGAGAGGCAGUCCCAUAGAUAUGUGGGGAGGGGUCGCUUUCUGCUCCCUGUUUGCAUGUGGAAAAGGGGAGAGGGGAAGGGACCCUAAAGGGGACUGGCUUGCAGCCCCCUUCCCAGAGCUUCUAGGUUGUCUGGCAGAAGGGCCUAUGGGGAGAGGGGAGGGACGUGGGGUUGGACUAGAUGACCCUUGGUGGUCCCUUCCAACCCUGCCGUCUGUGUGAGCGUGCCCCCCCUGGGGGUCUGCUGGUGUCUCCCCAGAGCUGAGCCCGAUCCGGGGGGAGCGCAGCAGGAACCGGAAGCUGGCCUGCCUCCUCCUGCCCAGGACCAUCCACCCAGCACAGCGGAGAUGGGGCUCAGCCAACGACCUGGCGGAAGAGGGGGAGGAAGAGGAGCCCCAGGAGACCCCCCAGCAGCUGGCGCCCCCAGGCAGCUACCGGGCCGUGCGCAAGUUCUCUCGCUAG